Neltuma alba is the source of this 1415-nucleotide messenger RNA. Its product is annotated as extensin. NCBI's taxonomy places the organism in Eukaryota, Viridiplantae, Streptophyta, Magnoliopsida, Fabales, Fabaceae. The transcript has 2 exons. The record is from RefSeq and is a predicted model, not a curated record. Gene Ontology annotation, biological process: plant-type cell wall organization. Gene Ontology annotation, molecular function: structural constituent of cell wall. Bases 183 to 833 code for a protein of 216 amino acids.
UUGAAAGGCCAAAAUGGGUUUCCCAAUGGCUUCUCUCAGCCUUGUUCUGGUUUUACUGUCUCUUUUGCUUGCCCUUUCAAAUCUCUGCUGACUACGUUUACUCAUCUCCUCCACCUCCUUACCACUACUCGUCUCCUCCGCCUCCGGUGUUCUCGCCGCCGCCUCCCAAGCUCCCUAUCAUUAUGCUUCUCCUCCGCCACCAACUCACUCUCCCCCUAAGAAACCCUACCACUACCCGUCACCACCACUCCUCCGAAGAAGCCAUAUCAUUAUGCUUCCCCGCCGCCGCCGACUUACUCUCCUCCCAACAUCCUUAUCAUUAUCCUCUCCACCACCACCAACUUAUUCUCCCCCUAAGAAGCCCUACCAUUACUCGUCACCGCCACCACCUCCAGAAGCCUUAUCACUAUGCUUCACCUCCACCGCCGACUUACUCUCCUCCACCACCUUACCACUAUCCUUCGCCGCCACCACCAACUUACUCUCCUCCUAAAAAACCCUACCAUUAUCCGUCACCACCUCCUCCAAAGAAGCCUUAUCAUUAUGCUUCUCCACCACCACCAACUUACUCUCCCCCUAAGAAACCCUACCAUUAUCCAUCACCACCACCACCCCCGAAGAAGCCUUAUCACUAUGCCUCUCCUCCGCCACCGACUUACUCUCCUCCUAAGCAUCCUUAUCACUACCUUCGCCACCACCUCCAUACCACUAUCCUUCUCCUCCACCUCCAGUUUACUCUCCUCCUAAGCAUCCUUACCAUUAUCCUUCUCCUCCUCCUCCAAAGAAGCCCUACCAUUAUUCCUCUCCCCGCCACCAGUUUACAGUCCCCCUAAGCAUCCCUACCAUUACCCGUCUCCACCGCCUCCAGUCCACUCUCCACCACCGCCCAAGGCUCCGUACCACUACUCAUCUCCUCCACCACCACCCAAGAAGCCUUACAAGUACUCCUCUCCUCCUCCUCCAACCCCUGUUUAUUCUCCUCCUCACAAGCCCUAUGUCUAUGCUUCGCCACCCCCUCCUUACCACUAUUAGUUAGUGGUUUGCAUGGCCAUUGCUAGCAUCUCACUGUUUGAGCAGAAUAAAGAAAGCAAUGGAAGGAAGGAAGCAGUUUACAAUUGAGGAAAGAAGAAGCGAAGCAAAUUAAAGUUUCCACGUCGUCCGUCUUAAUUCAGAAAUGAUGUUUUAUAUAUAAAUAUUCAUCAGAAAAUAAAGUGUCAAUUUAAAUUGUGUCUUUUUCUUCUUUGGCGUGAGUGCCGUAUUUAUUUAAAGCUGUCAGGAGCUGCACCGAGAUGGUCCACAUGUACUCGUUCCUUUUUAAUCAAUGGCACAUGCAUGCAUAUACUUUGCGCAGUUUUCAUCCUGCUGCCUUCUCACAGCAGGUUUCUGAAAAGCAAAUAAAUUCAUAAUAUUCCCCA